CCAUUGCGGUUGGGCGUGACGAUGAAAAAUUCCGCUUGCGUUUCUAAACUUGUCUUCAACCUACAAAUGUUCGACGGACAUGUCGUGCGCAAUCUUGACUGUCAUGUAUUUUAACUCUUGACAGACGUCUUAAACACUAAUGAUGAUGCUUAGACUCCUAGGCAAAUUGCCCUGUAGAGGGAAGGGUCAUUCCCAGUUCACCUUGGGAGAGAAAUUUUAUCUAAGUCAGUCACUCUCAACAUCUGUCAGCCAACCUCUAAAUUUUGAUGUCGUCGUUGUUGGCGGUGGCCAUGCAGGAAGUGAAGCUUGUGCUGCUGCGGCAAGAAUGGGUGCCCGCACUCUGCUCAUUACUCACAAGAAAGAAACAGUUGGUGUCAUGUCUUGCAAUCCCUCCUUUGGAGGUAUUGGCAAAGGGCACUUAAUGAGAGAAAUUGACGCACUUGAUGGGUUGUGUGGAAGGAUUUGUGACAUUUCAGGCAUUCAAUACAAGGUCCUGAACACCAAAAAAGGCCCUGCUGUGUGGGGCCUUAGGGCACAGAUUGACAGAGCUCUAUACAAGGCAAAUUUGCAAAGAGAACUCUUUCAUAAUACUCCUAAUCUUACAGUAAUGGAGGCAUCAGUGGAAGACCUAAUCUUAAAUGAAUCAGUGAGUCAGAAUGGAACACAUCAGUGUAAUGGUAUUGUUCUCAGUGAUGGGAGCCAAAUUUUUAGUGAUGCUGUUGUUUUAACUACUGGUACAUUCCUCAAAGGGCAGAUAAAUAUUGGUUUAGAUGUUCGACCAGCUGGUAGACUAGGUGAUGCACCUGCUAUAGGCCUUGCCCUAACGUUAGAAAGAUUGAAAUUUAGAAUGGGCCGUCUAAAAACAGGAACUCCACCCCGGUUGGAUAAAAAUACUAUUAAUUUCAAAGUAUUGUCAGCAAAUGGUGGUGAUAAAAGACCUAUUCCAUUUUCGUUUCUAAAUGACUCAGUGUGGAUGAAGCCUGAGGAUCAAGUCGAUUGCCACCUGACAUACACAAAUGCGGAUGUAGCGAAUAUAAUUAAACAAAACCAACAUGUCAAUAGACAUAUCCGAGAAGAGGUCCUUGGACCACGAUAUUGUCCCUCUAUUGAGUCCAAAGUGCUAAGGUUUAAAAAAGAUGUUCAUCUAAUAUGGCUGGAACCAGAGGGCCUUACAAGUGAUAUAAUUUACCCCAAUGGGUUGUCUUGUACACUGCCAGAGGAGCUCCAGUUUAAAUUAGUGCGCAAAUUGCAUGGUUUGGAAAAUGUCACCAUGUUAUCUCCAGGAUAUGGUGUAGAAUAUGAUUUCGUUGAUCCUAGAGAACUACAGGCAUCUCUGGAAACAACAAAAAUUCCUGGUCUCUUUUUUGCUGGUCAAAUAAACGGAACCACUGGGUAUGAAGAAGCUGCAUCUCAAGGCAUUAUUGCUGGCAUAAAUGCAGCUUCUAAGGUUCUACACAAGUCACCUUUAACUGUUAGUCGAACAGAUGGUUAUAUUGGUGUUUUAAUAGAUGAUUUGACCACACAUGGGACCUCUGAACCAUAUAGAAUGUUCACUAGCCGAGCAGAAUUUAGACUUUCUCUUCGACCCGAUAAUGCUGAUUUAAGAUUGACAGAAAAAGGUUAUCAGCAUGGCUGUGUCUCAGAAAAACGUUACCAUCAUUUUUGUGAAACCAAAGAUAUUAUGAAUAAUGCAAUUUGCCUUUUGAAGGAAAUAAAGAUGCCAUUUAAUGUUUGGAGACAAAGAGUGCCUCUGCCGUCUUUUACUUCUCAGCAUGUCAGGAAUGCCUUCCAAAUUCUUGGUGAUGCAAAUUGCCAAUGUCCUCUUUCCACACUUGUGACCAGCUUGCCGGAGGACUUAGGUUCUCUAAAGAAUAUUAAUUAUACUACACAGCAACGCAUCUCUAUUGAAGCUCAGUAUAAUGAAGUUGUUGAAGCACAGUUUUCAGAUAUGGAAGAUAUGAGGAAGGAAGAAUCAUUCUUAAUACCGUCAAAUGUGGACUUCUCUGAUCCCUUGCUGGGUAUGUGUUAUGAAGACCAAGAAAAAAUUAGAAAAGUACAUCCACAAACUAUUGCUGCUGCCAGCAGGAUACCUGGAAUUCGGCCCAGUAGUUUAUUGAGGCUCAUGCAUUUCAUAUCAAAGAAUGAAACUAAACACGCAGCAAGCCAGCACACAUAAUUAAGUCUUUGAGUGCUAUGCUUUGCAGAUGAAAGGAGGAGGAGUAGGAGGAGCGUAAUAAAUAAGAUGACAAUUCAAAAA
Molecule: messenger RNA, 2257 nt
Organism: Thrips palmi
Lineage: Eukaryota; Metazoa; Arthropoda; Insecta; Thysanoptera; Thripidae
Product: protein MTO1 homolog, mitochondrial
Exons: 14
Coding region: 140-2176 (678 amino acids)
Biological process (GO): tRNA wobble uridine modification; tRNA methylation
Cellular component (GO): cytosol
Molecular function (GO): flavin adenine dinucleotide binding
Source: RefSeq, a predicted model, not a curated record